This is a messenger RNA of Hibiscus syriacus, 3582 nucleotides long. Its product is annotated as disease resistance protein RUN1-like. Bases 76 to 3414 code for a protein of 1112 amino acids. The record is from RefSeq and is a predicted model, not a curated record. NCBI's taxonomy places the organism in Eukaryota, Viridiplantae, Streptophyta, Magnoliopsida, Malvales, Malvaceae. The transcript is spliced from 4 exons. Gene Ontology annotation, biological process: signal transduction; defense response. Gene Ontology annotation, molecular function: ADP binding.
AACAGCUCAAACCAAAGCUCUCUUGCUAUCUCCUGUCUCUGUCUAUCAAUCACAGUAUCAUUCUCUUAUGUCUUCAUGGCUUCUUCUUCUUCUUCUUCUAGUCAAUUGAAGUAUCAAGUUUUCUUGAGCUUCAGAGGUGAAGACACGCGCCUUAACUUCACCAGCCAUCUCCUCAAAGCUCUGAAAGACACCGGCAUGAACGUCUUCUUCGAUGAAGAUAAACUUGAGAAAGGGGAGCAGCUUUCACAGGCACUUUCCCAAGCAAUAGCAGCCUCAAAUCUCUCAAUAGUCGUCUUGUCUGUCGACUAUGCUUCUUCCAAAUCAUGCUUAGCCGAACUCUGUGACAUCAUGGGUCGCAAGGGAACUCAACAACAUACUGUUCUUCCCAUCUUUUACCAUGUUGAUCCUUCUCAUGUCCGAAACAUUGUUGGAAGUUUUAAGGCAUCCUUUGAAGAGCAUGAAUCGAAUAGGCCACUUGAUGAAGUGAAUCGAUGGAGAGAUGCCUUUGUUGAAAUCGGCAAAUUAAAAGGGUGGCAUAUACAAGGCGGCAAACUCGAUAGAUCUGAGGCUGAAUACAUCGAAAACGUCGUUGAGUAUGUCAUAAAAGAAUUGAAUAGCAAGUCUAAAAUUGUUUCUAAAGAAUUAGUUGGAAUAGAUGAUCAGAGAAAAAAGAUAUUGCAGCUAAUUGAGGAAGAAGAUAGUCGAAUAAUAGGACUUUGGGGAAUGGGUGGUAUUGGCAAGACUACCCUUGCUGAAGCUGUCUAUAAUGAAAUCUCUCCAACGUUUCAAUGUCGUUGCUUCCUUCAAGAUGUUAGAGAGAAAAUAGAAAAACAGGGGAAGGAAUCUUUACGAAAUGAACUUCUUUCCAAACUAUUGAACUCGAAAACUUGUGUAGACACCCCCUCCAUAGGAUCCGUCUUAACCCAACAGAGGCUCAAUAAUAUAAAAGUAAUCGUCGUCCUUGAUGAUGUUAGUGACUCGGAGCAGAUAGAUCUUAUGGGUGUAAAACAUUUUGGUGGUGGAAGUAAAAUUAUCAUAACAUCCAGAGAUAGGCAAGUACUUACGAAUGGAGGAGCUGACAAAAUACAUAAGGUGAAUAAGUUAAACGAGGAUGACUCUCUUCAACUCUUUUCUACAUUUGCAUUUAAGUCGUUGAAUCCUGCUCCAGAUUUUCGAUAUCUAUCGAACAUGUUUGUGGAGUACGCCCAAGGCAGUCCACUUGCUCUUAAAGUUUUGGGUUCUAAACUAUAUACAAAGUCUAGAAAAGAGUGGGAAAGUGAGGUCGACAAGCUCAAGGAAUAUGCAAAACCAAAGAUUUCACAGAUUUUGAUGAUUAGUUUUGACGAGUUGGAUGAACAAGAGAAGAAUAUAUUUCUUGACAUUGCAUGCCUCUUGAAAGGAGAAACCAAGAAAGAAGUAGAAGAAAUUCUAAGUUGCUUGUAUGAGGGUGCAAUGUGUGGAAUAAGCGAUUUGCUUGAUAAGUGUCUAAUUGAAGUGGAUUCCAAAGGGGUGAUUUGUAUGCAUGAUAUGCUUGAAGGGAUGGGAAAAGACAUUGUUCGCCGAGAAUCUAGAGAUCCUGGAGAGCGCAGUAGGUUAUGGAGUCUUAAAGACAUGAUCCAAGUGCUCAAAUAUAAUAAAGUGAAUAAAUCAAUUGAAGGAAUAAAGCUUUUCGUGAGUCGACGUGAAGACCAGCCGUUACUAUAUUCUGGUUUUGAGAAGAUGCAUAAUCUUAGAUAUAUCAUCCUUUCUACACGUCCUUCGUUAUUGUUUCAACAACUUCCCGUAGACAGAGUUGAUAGCGUAUCUUUUUCUGAUGAGCUAAGGUAUCUUCGUUGGGUCCUUUGUCCCUUGAAAUGCUUAUCAUCAAAUUUUAAUCCAAAGAAUCUUGUUGUGUUGAAACUAAGACAGAGCAUCAUAGAACAACUUUGGAAGGAAGAUAAUCAGGAUCUUGUUAACUUAAGGUCAAUUGACCUUUCUGGUUGCGAGAGUCUGGGGAAGAUCCCUAAUCUAUCAGGAGCCAUCAACCUUCAAAGCCUUUGCUGCAGUGGGUGUGAAAGUUUGGUUGAACUACCUUCCCUCAACCAGUUGGUAUCUCUUGAAAGCCUUGACUUUUCUUAUUGCAAGAGUCUAGUGGAGAUCCCUAAUCUAUCAAGAGCCAUCAACCUUAAAUCACUUAAGUGCAGUUACUGUACAAGUUUGGUUGAACUACCUUCCCUCAACCAGUUGGUAUCUCUUGAAAGCCUUGACCUUUCUUAUUGCAAGAAUUUAAGGAAGAUUCCUAAUCCAUUUGGAGCCAUCAACCUUAAAUCACUUAAGUGCAAAUACUGUACAAGUUUGGUUGAACUACCUUCCCUCAACCAGUUGGUAUCUCUUGAAAGCCUUGACCUUUCUGGUUGCAAGAAUUUAAGGAAGAUUCCUAAUCCAUUUGGAGCCAUCAACCUUAAAUCACUUAAGUGCAAAUACUGUACAAGUUUGGUUGAACUACCUUUCUUCAACCAUUUGGCAUCUCUCAAAGAGCUCCCAAAUAAUUUGUCUGACUUAGAUUUAAGAUACACUGGAAUAGAACAAGUGUCGGAUUCGAUUCAGCAUCUUGUCGGAUUUAGAAAGUUGAGUUUAAGUCACUGGAGGGUGGAAAAUUUAUCGAGCAAUAUUUCAAAGUUGGAAUCCCUUAACGUUUUGGAACUUGAGGAGUGCGAAAGGUUUAUAACACUCUCAGAGCUUCCACCAUAUCUGCUGUGCUUGAAUGCAAAUCGUUGCUACUCAUUGGAGAAAGUAUCCUUCACCGAUCAUAAUUCCAGUUCAUUCUUUUCUUUACAUGAUGGUGAUGACACUCCUCGUGAUGAAAAGGUGUCCAUGUCAUUCCUUAAUUGCUUAAGCCUGAAUCAAGAUUCAAUUAAAAACAUUGAGAGAAACGCGGUGCUUCAAAUUCAAUCCCUAGCUCAGAGAUGGGCAAGGAGGCAAGGGAGGGGUUCUUUAGGAAAUCAAUUUUUUUGUUGUUUCCCAGGAUAUGAAGUUCCAGCAAAUGAGUUUGAGCAUCGAAGCGUGAAUCCUUGGUUAAAUUUAAAGAUAGCUCCAAAUGGGUGUAGUGGGAGCAGAUUCUUGGCAUUUGCUUUAUGCUUUUUGGCUAAUCUCUGGUUUGCAGACGGAGAUGUAGAUGUUGGAUUUAUAUGUAAAUACCAACUGACAGCUGCCAGUGGUGAAAAGUUCAUGACAGAGAGUCGCGUUUCUUGGAGAUGGGACUGGGGCGACAUAUACAGUCAUCAUGUGUGCAUUGUGUUUAAUAAGGAUAUGAUUAUAAGAGACAAUGAUUAUGAGGAGGCAUCAUUUGAGAUCUACAACAAUGAUCAACUUGGUAGACAAUAUGAAAGGAUGAAAUGGGGUGUUCAUGUAUUUUAUGUGGAUGCAGAGAGUUAGAGCAUUAGUGAUGUGAUGAGUUGUGAUAUAAAAAAGAAGAUUUUGCUAUGUUGGUGGUGAACAAGGGGAUGGAGGGACUGUUCACUUCUUUUAAUCUUUGUUUGUGUAUGCAGAUGCAACUUCACAAUAUUGACUUCCAAAUGCAUUGGUAAAUUUCCAAAUUGAAAA